Messenger RNA from Myotis daubentonii (Daubenton's bat), 1339 nucleotides. Its product is annotated as mas-related G protein-coupled receptor member X1-like. Gene Ontology annotation, cellular component: plasma membrane. Gene Ontology annotation, biological process: G protein-coupled receptor signaling pathway. Lineage: Eukaryota; Metazoa; Chordata; Mammalia; Chiroptera; Vespertilionidae. The record is from RefSeq and is a predicted model, not a curated record. Gene Ontology annotation, molecular function: G protein-coupled receptor activity.
ACACCUCCUAUCCAGGAGUAGGAGAGCAUUCUCUGGUGCUCAGCACUCCCUGGAAAGCUCCUCUUUUUCUACUCACCACCUUCAACUAGAAGAUGGUGCUCAGGCCCACAACUGCAGCGUUUCUGAGCAUGGAUAUGACUGUCACAGCCUGGGAGACCGACCUCACAACAACCAAUGAAAUUGAUCGGGCCAUUUAUCAACAUUAUACAGAGUUCAUAAUCGUGCAAUUACUGACAAUCAUCGUGGCCCUGGUGGGGCUGGCAGGCAACGCGGCGGUGCUCUGGCUCCUGGGCUUCCGCAUGCGCAGGAACGCCUUCUCUGUCUACAUCCUUAACCUGGCGGGGGCCGACUUCCUCUUCCUCUGCUACCGAAUUAUACAUAGUCUAGUUUUACUUUUCAACUUAAAAUUUUUCUAUAGAGUAACAAAUAGAUUUCUCAUCCCUGUGUCAACCUUUGCCUACAUCUCAGGCCUGAGCUUUCUCAGCACCAUCAGCAUGGAGCGCUGCAUGUCUGUCCUGUGGCCCAUCUGGUACCGCUGCCGCCGCCCCAGACACAUGUCCACUGUCAUGUGUGCCCUGCUCUGGGUCCUGUCCCUGCUUCUGAUCAUCUUGGGAGAGUACUACUGUGGCUUCUGGAGUAGUAAUGCACAUUAUUUUUGGUGCCCAGUGUUGCAUUUCAUCGCUGCGGCGUGGCUGAUUUUGUUGUUUGUGCUUCUCUCUGGGUCCAGCCUGGCCCUGAUGACCAGACUGCUGUGUGGCUCCCAUCGGGUGCCGCCCACAAGGCUCUACGUGACCGUUGUGAUCACGGUGCUGGUCUGCCUCCUCUGCGGCCUGCCCUUCGGCAUCUACUGGUUCCUCAUAGUCUGGUUUCCAAAUGAAUCUAGUGCCCUCUUUCAUGUUUUCAUGAUGGUAGCACUUCUGUCCUGUGUCAACAGCUGUGCCAACCCCAUCAUUUACUUCUUGGUUGGCUCCUUCAGGCAGCGAUGGUGGAAGCGAAGACACACCCUGAGGCUGGUUCUCCAGCGGGCGCUGCAGGACACUCCUGAGGUGGAUGAACCUGGAGAAAGCCUUCCUGGGGAAACCCUGGCCAUGUCGGGAAGCAGUCAGGGGCAGUGAUGAGAGCCUCUGUCCUGAUCAGUCUGAAGUAACUUUGAGACUUACUGCUGCCUUGCCAGGCUUGGAAAGUAUCUAGUCUUCUCUCAGGCUCAACUUCAUAAUGCUUCAGUGAUUCCCCAAUCUCUUCAAAUAGGCUGCUUUUAAUCUGGCUGCUCUAGUUUUUCUCAUUAGUCUGAAAAGUAUGCCUUGCCACCGUUCCUGACAUUACCAUUAAAUUUCUCAUG